AGCAGGAGGGACGGGGCAGGGGGGCGGGCGGGCUGGCUGGCGGGCUUCCUCCUCUUCCUGCUCUCGGCCAGGCGACACCGGACGUCGCCACUUUUGUGCCUGGGGCUCUCUGCGGCCGCGGAUGUUGCCCUCGCCGAAGCCUGCUGCGACAAGAGGAGUCGGCUCCCCUCCCCCGCCGUUCUCAGCGCCAGACAGCCAAGGGCACGCGGGCCUUGCAGCAGCCCAGCCUCCCAGUGCCUUGGAGUGAGCCUUGGGGGAAGAGAGGGGAGCCGCCCGCCGUGCCUGGUCCUGGACCCGUUCGAGAGGCUGCCGGGUAACGAACUCCAACCAACCAAAACAUUGGAGGGUGGAAAAGAUUAGACUUCUGGUGACUAAAAGAUGUGCCAUGGAAUGGUAGCGACAAAGUGCACCACGACUUCACUGCUUACCUUGUUCAGUCAUGGGUUAUUUUUUCCAUUGGUCAUCUUCAGUACUCCAGGGGUGGAAGGACUGGUCUCAUCUUGUUCACAGCCACCGGAGCCAGAGAAUGGGGGUUAUAUAUGCCAUCCAACAUCCUGCAAAGACCCACUGACAUCUGGCAGUGUCAUAGAGUAUGUGUGCGAAGAAGGUUUCAUGCUGAAAGGAGACUACAAAUACCUGACCUGCAAGGAUGGAAAGUGGGACCCAGUCAUGGAGGUGACUUGUAGGCUCAGCCAAGAUAAAGAUUCCCCUCCAAGUAUAGGAGUGCCCACUCUAUCCAUAGUGGCUUCCACAGCAAGCUCAGUGGCCCUCAUCCUCCUUCUAAUUGUACUGUUCGUUUUGCUGCAGCCAAAGUUGAAGUCUUUUCAUCACAGCAGGCGUGAUCAAGGUGUUUCUGGGGACCAGGUUUCCAUCGUGGUAGAUGGCGUUCAGGUGGCUUUGCCAUCCUAUGAAGAAGCUGUUUACGGCAGUACUGGGAACUUCAUCCCUCCCUCAGAUUCACGAGUACAGAUUGUCCUGUCAGAGGGAGCUGGACAGAGUGAAACAAGGGAGAUGCAACAGCCAACACCGGACCAAGUGGAUCGUAGCUGCUUUGCUGGGGGGGAUGAAGUCCCUGGACACUCUGGACUAUGUGAAGCGGGCAGUUCUCACCAUUCAGAGGCUGUUCUAGUGCAUCAAGCCACCUCCUCCUCCUGGGUAGCUGGUAUGUCUACUAGUAGAUCCGGGCACAAAGAAGCUCCAGACUCAGAAAGCAGUGAUGUGCAAAGCCUUCUAUCACUCACUUCCUCAGAGGACUACACAGAUGAUAUUCCAUUGUUGAAAGAAGCCUGAGGUCUGCUGCAUUUAUCUAGCCUUUUCUCUCCAUUUCUCCUCGCCUCCUUGGGAUGGUGAGCACUCAGUGCUAGCUUCCCCCACUCUCCCGUGCUAUGCUCCGAAAACCUCCAAGCAAACACUCCUUAGCUGAAGAUCCAAAGGAUGCCACCAGGAUGCCUCCUCGAUGCACCAGUGGGGGUGUGUGCAGGGUGCCAGCCUUCCUCCUCCCCAGUUCCAUCCGCCGCAAAGGAAGGGGCGGGGUUCAGUGACUUGAGUGCCUGCUGCCUCUCCCUGUCCUCAGCCAGAUGUUUGCGUGGUCUCUGGAGAGCUGCUAUUUACUUGUGCCUUGCUCCUUCUCACACCGGCUUGUUGCAGCUUCUCACAGGCCUUACCAGCUUCUGAACUUCUGCCCAGAAAAGCAGAGGCCAAAAAUUGCUUGCUGUGUUGGGUGCGGAUAGUGUCCUUCCAUUUAUCUUAUAGAAAGCAAGAUGGAACUCCUGUGGAUGGACUGAGAGGGAAGGGAGCCCAGAGGGGGAGUCUCACACACACACACACACAAACACACACACACACACACACUCACACUCUAGUUCUGGAGGUCUUUCAGAAUUGUGUACCUACCAUAUAAUAUAGCUGCACAUCAACAUGUUAGGCAUCCUGGGCUUGGUUAAAAGGCAAUCACAACUGGCCAACUUAAGGGGGGGAGCCCCUUACUGACAAACUUAGGCUGCUACUUUUUCUUUAUUUCCUAAUGAGAUGAGACUAGAGCAUCCUUGCUGGAAUGAAAAUACCUGUACCUCUGCAAGUUUCCUUUUUUAAAAAAGUGCUUUGUUCAUCCAUGAAAACUCUGGGGCUGUCUCAAUGUACAGAACUUGGAGCAAUUUAUCCUGCAUAAAAUAUAGGAGCACCUGUGUAAGUAAGCUCAUGUGGAGAACAGAAUGAGUGCCCGUCUCUUAGAAGAGCCUCCCCAUCAGCAAUACUGUGGCAGAACCCUAGCUAAUCCAAAGCCUUCCAUCUUCCCACUCGUGUAGAGUCCCGUGAGUGCACUAUGCUGCUGUGUGAGUUACAUUCACUGCUAUAACUGCACCUUUUGCUUCGACCCACCAUAAUGGGAAAGUCAUUUCACACCAUUACUUCUGUUGUUGCUUCUCAUAUAUGUGGAGGCAAUGCCAGGGCUUUUGAGGGUUUUUUCCAGUUUGGGUUUUUGUGUCUCCAUAUUCUAUUAGAAAGCAAGUCAACAAGAAAAAAGAUCUUGUGUGCUUGCAACUGGUGUGCCUGAUUGCCUUGAAUAAAUUAGCUAUAGUCUGCCUUAAUAAUUUGGAAUGGAAAGAGCCAUGCUGCUGCCUUGUCUGAUGAAAGACCCACCUCACUCCCCUUUUUGCAUUGCAUGCUGAUUCCACUUCCCUAUGCAGGGAGCAUGUUCGCUGACCAUCUUCUCUUCUGACACAAACAUGCUGUGCUCUUCUUCAUCUGGCCUCGGUGGACAAAUCAGUGCAGAUUCUAGUGGUAUUCAGGAUUAUGAAUUCUCAGACUUCCUGAAUUGACUUUUAUGGCACCUGUAACCCUAUCUAGCUCUUUGUGGCAUGGCUGAGGUAGUCCUAAAGGACAGGAUGCAGUGUCCAAAUACCUAGCAAUGGAAUGUAACUUCAUUCCAGUUGACACACCACUCUUCAUUUGCAUUUCUCAUUCAGAUGGGAUGGUUCAUAAAUUGUUGUGGUACAUUAACAUCCUUGAAAUUAUAUUUGGGAAGCUGAAUCUGUAAUAUAGAUUUUCUACCACUAGGCAGUUAUUAGCACAACCCAUCUAUGUUCCAUGUCGUUGGGAAUUCCUGGACAACUUAAACAUUAGUCAGAUCUAUGAAGCCAUUCACUUUGACUUGGGCCCUAAUUCUGGAAUUGGUAUAUCAGCUGAACUGCUUGAAGAGUGGUUGGCAUGGCAUAGUGGUGAGCAUGUCAGACUAGGGCCUGGGAUUGACUGGAUUUGAAUACCCGCUCUGCCAUGGAAGCUGACUA
Gekko japonicus is the source of this 3284-nucleotide messenger RNA. It is a transcript of the gene SUSD6, whose product is annotated as sushi domain containing 6. The transcript is spliced from 6 exons. The coding region runs from base 379 to 1290 and encodes 303 amino acids. Lineage: Eukaryota; Metazoa; Chordata; Lepidosauria; Squamata; Gekkonidae. The record is from RefSeq and is a predicted model, not a curated record.